AUGUCGUCGUAUGCCCUCUUCCUUCUCCUUGCCCUACCCUGCCUGUGGGCCAAGCCAGCGUCCACGAAGGACGGCCUAGACUUCCCGGAGUUCCAUGCCGCCUUCAACGGCGACAAGUUCCCAGCACCGCCCAAGAUCCUGCCGCUGGCCCCGCCACCGCCCCCAAAAAUCGUUCCAAUGGAGCAGGCGCCGGAUGAGAUUGACGAGGUCCUGGAGAACCUGAAGCACGGCCAGGAACCCGAUGUCAUUCAGGAUAUCGAAACCUUGCGGCUGAUGAAGCAUGUGUUGAGCAAACGGGAGUUUUACAUGGCCUUCAAGGUCGUCAUGGAUCGAUUGAAUGGGAAGGCUAGAGUAAGCGGAAGUCGGGGAAGUCCUUGCGGGUACUAGGCAGGCAAUAUGUAGUUCAAAUUGACUGUUGCUAUCAGUCUGUCGGGAAAAUAAUGUGGGUCUGUCGCGUUCUGAAAUCGCCCAUCAUCGACCAUUCGCGGCUGGAGAUUUGGUGCUCUACCGCGACGAGGCAAGAAAUUUUUGUUGCGAAAAAUCCACAUUAUUUUCCCGACAGACUGAUACUCCUACUAGGUCAUCAAAAAUUUGAAUUUUUUUCCUUUUUCAGAAAUACGCCCUGGAGCAACAGCAGAAGCAUGCUGAAUGGAUCAACCGUCUGAACGCCUCGUUGGGACUUCUCAGCCAAGAAUCGGUUGCCACUUUGUUGAAACUCGAUGUAAGCCAAGCCUUUAGAGCCUUGAAUGUUACAUUUUUUGUCAUCUUUUCAUACUUUUCUAGAACAUGCUUUUUUUACCAUGAAUUUAACAAUAUUGCAUCAUGUAUCAAAGCGACGAUCCUUCUCAAAGAUCGCAUGAUAAAAAUAGUCAGCAAAAAUUUUUACACUGAUUGCGAACGCUAUUAACCAACGUUCCAUUUCAGGCCAUCUACCGUAACGACGAGCAGACCAUCGCCGACGAAGAGAAGCGAAUGGCCGACGUUGUAAAGGACGUGUCAGAGGCCGUUCGAGAGGACCUCCGAGUGUUGGGCUUCAAACUGCCCGGUCUUUAA
Messenger RNA from Bursaphelenchus xylophilus (pine wood nematode), 1053 nucleotides. Lineage: Eukaryota; Metazoa; Nematoda; Chromadorea; Rhabditida; Aphelenchoididae. The record is from the annotation of a GenBank genome assembly.